Molecule: messenger RNA, 1263 nt
Organism: Wyeomyia smithii (pitcher-plant mosquito)
Lineage: Eukaryota; Metazoa; Arthropoda; Insecta; Diptera; Culicidae
Product: angiopoietin-2-like
Exons: 4
Coding region: 37-1170 (377 amino acids)
Source: RefSeq, a predicted model, not a curated record
CUUUCACCGUCAUUUGGGAGAAGAACUUAGAAAAGGAUGAAGUAUCUAGCGUCGAUUUUGGCAGUAGUUCUGCUCCAAACAAUCGGAUCCGUCCGAGCAGACGUGGAUGUCGCGGUUCCCGAUUCACUGGUCAAUCGGCUUCAGGAGUUACAAUUCAGUCUGAACCGUCAGCUGCUGGAAAACAGUGAACAAGUCGAAGCAAUAGCAGCCGAAUUGCAGCAACUGAAAAAUGCGGUGGAUCAUCUUGUUUGGCUGUCGGAACGAAUGGAUCGCUCGGUUCAAACGGUUGCCGCCGACAACAGUCUGCUUGCACGGAACGUUUCAAUAUUAACUGAUCAGAAUGAACAAAUUGUACAAAACCAACAGUACUGCGCCAACCAUGAAGCGUUGAAGAACCUUUUCUUCGAGCUUAAACCAAAAUGUGCCCCAUCUGAGGAGGAAUUUCCAAACCUGUUCCCAGGAGGAGGCGAAUUUCAAUCGUGCCGGGAAGCUCCAAAUCGGUCAGGGGUGUACAAAUUUAAACUACACUAUAGUGCUACGGCCAGUCCGGGAACUAGUACCACCGCCUCGACCACCACGAGUUGGGUUGACCGUCCAAGCUCUCCGUUCAGUGCCUUCUGUGAGCAACGACAGUUCGGUGGCGGUUGGAUGGUUUUCCAAAAACGGCAGGAUGGUUCGGUGGACUUCAAUAGGACCUUUAAUGAGUACCGUGAUGGAUUCGGAAACCCUCGUGGUGAACACUGGCUUGGUGUGGAAAAACUGUAUCAGAUAACGGCUGGAAAAACCUGUGAACUGCUGAUUCUGAUGGAAGAUUUUGAAGGCCGUUCGGCACAUCAGCUAUAUCAGAAUUUCCGGGUUUCGAAUGAACAAACUGGUUACAAACUUACGCUAGGUAACUCGAAUGGUACCGCUGGGAAUGCGCUUUCGAUUUACGGCAAUGAAGUGUUUGUGACCUACGACACGAACAAGUCGUACAGUUCUUGUGCACGCCAGUUCGGUAGUGGCUUUUGGCAUUGGGGAUGCGGUGUUGGUGAUAAUAGAAACAACCUGAACGGCAUUUACGGAAGGAAUGAAAAAACACCCGAAGGGGUUUGGUGGGGCAGCUUCCAUAACGGCACGUCCAUUAAAAUGCUAAAACGUGUGCAAAUGAUGGUGAGACCCCUGGAGUGAGCAGCUAUAACCUAAUAUCGGACGGCUUAUCGGAAACAGUGUUCUAAGGAUUAUCACAUGUAAAUAUAUACUUAUUCAGCUUGCAUUCAAAAA